GAGCCGGCGCCGGGGCGGCGGCCAUGCACCGGGCGGGCGGGGGGCUCCGCGCCGAGCCGCCGCCCCGCUGCCCUCGCAGCCGGCCCGUAGCGACCGGGCUGGGCAGGGCUGGACGAGCCCGGGCCGGGAGCCCGAUGGGCCGGGGCUAGGCCGGUACCGGCGGCGGGGGCGAUGCGGGCGGCAGGAUGCCGCGGCUCCCGGUGAAGAAGCUCCGGAAGCAGCUGAAGCUGCUGCUGCUGCUGGUGCUGCUCACCUUCGCCGUCUGGUUCACCUACCUCCACAUCAGCCUGGUGCGCCAGGGCCGCGCCCUGCGCCUCCCUUUCGCCUACGGCAGAGAUGGUGAGAGGCUGGGGGAGGGGACAGACCCCGGCCGGCGGCUGGGGGCCGCCCAGACCUCGGCGCAGCAGAGGAAGGCUGAGGACUCCAGCGAGAGCCACGAGGAGGAGCUGAUGAGCGAUGGGCAGGACCUGGGCAGCUGGGUGCCCGGAGGCCAGCGGUGGCACCGAGCCCCCCCGCGCCCCAAGCUCAACCUGACCAAGCAGGCUCUGCCCUGGCACGAGCAGUACAAAGGGAAAGCGAACCUGCAUGUCUUUGAAGACUGGUGUGGAGGGGCUGUGAGGCACCUGAGGAAGAACCUCCACUUCCCACUCUAUCCCCACAGCCGCACCACGGUGAGGAAGCUGGCCGUGUCACCCAAGUGGAAGAACUACGGGCUGAGGGUUUUUGGCUACAUCCACCCCUUCAAGGACGGGGACUUCCAGUUCUCUGUGGCGUCUGAUGACAACUCCGAGUUCUGGCUCAGCUCUGAUGAGAGUCCCUCCAACUGCAGGCUGGCUGCCUUCGUGGGCAAGCUGGGCACCGAGUGGACAGCACCAGGGGAGUUCACCAAGUUCAGCUCUCAGGUCUCCAAACCUCUGCGCCUCCUGUCCUCCCGGCGCUACUACUUCGAGCUGCUGCACAAACAAGAUGACCGAGGCUCCGACCACGUGGAAGUUGGAUGGAGAGUUUUCCUGCCCAGCCUGAAGUUUGAAGUGAUUGACUCCUCCUACAUCUCCCUCUACACCGAUGAGUCCUCCCUGAAGAUGAACCACGUGGAGCACAUCCCACAGACCCUGGCCAGCCACAGUGGCAGCUACCUCUGGGAGGCUCAGCAAGAUGAGCAUGGGGCUGACAUGCUGAAGGCUGACCCCAGGGACACCUUCUUCCUCACCCCUGCCAUCGAGGCCUCCCGCCUGGAGGACGUGCUGGUGCCCUGUGCCUACAGCCCGACCUACGUGGUCAAGGACUUCCCCAUCGCCCGCUACCAGGGCCUGCAGUUUGUCUACCUCUCGUUCGUGUACCCCAAUGACUUCACUCGCCUCACCCACAUGGAGAUGGAGAACAAAUGCUUCUACAGGGAGUCCCCUCUCUACCUGGAGAAGUUUGGCUUUUACAAGUACAUGAAGAUGGAUGAGGAGGAGGAGGACCCUCGCCAGCGAGCGUUCCUCUUCCUCAACGCAGACAAUUUCCUGGAGGAUGAUGAGGAGGAAGAAGGAGUGGACAGCCCUGAGCCCACAGCCCCACCUCCUGAAGCCAAGGAGAAGAGCCUGGGGCCAGUCCCUGGAGGGAAGGGGCAAGAGGCAGCUCUGCUGCCCGGGGACUACGGGGACGACCUGGACUAUUACAGCUUCCGCCGAAAGCAGGGCCAGGCCCAGGGGAAGGGGGGCACAGCUGGGCAGCUGGGCAGCUGGGGCACACCCCACCAGGCCAGUACCAGCCCAGCAGCCACCCCUGGUGGUGAGGAGGACGCUGGCCCUGCAGGGAAGGCGGUCCCUGGGCGGAGGCUCAGGUGGGUACCGCAGGAUCCCAGCGAGGGUGAGGAGGAUGAGUUGGGGCUUCUGGUGACCUCGAAGCAGGCAGAGACCCUGAGCCUCCAGCCCCAGCUCUCUGUUCCCAUCUUUGGGGGCAAAGCCAAGACGCUGCCUCCCAGCAAGGCUGCAGCAGCCAGGGAGGACAGAAAGGCCCAGGAGAAGGUCUACGUCACCAGGCUGCAGCCGGGGAAGCGCAAAGCCCCGGGCCGGGAGCCAGCGUUCCCUGGCAUCUUCCUUUACCCAAAGCCUCUGAAGAAAGUCCACCUGCGCUCCAGGAGCCCCCAGAAGCAUCCCAUCACCUCCAGCAAGCUCCAUGCCGUCCCUGGCCGCCGCUCCCCCUGGCUCUUGAGCGACGUCUCCAAGGAGAGGGACGCUGCCGGGCGGAGGGAUGCCCGCGCGGGCGGCAGGAAGUGGGAUCGGCUGUCCAAGCUGGGGACCAAGCAGCGGGCGCUGCCCAACCUCCUGGCCCUCGGCACCGAAGGGCUCUUCAGCAGGGAGGCCCAGGAGGACACAACCCCUGCCCCAGGCAGGACAGCAGCCACCACCGACUACAACUCCUCUGAGGCCUCCCGCUCGGAGGGGACGCAGGUGACCUCCUUCCUGAAGAUGUCAGAAACGACGACGUCCCAGCAGGAGGAGGGAAAGGGCCAGGAGGAAGAGGAGGAGGAGGAGGAGGAAGAGGUGUCAGACUACAGCUACGAGGCUGGGGAGCUGCAGCAGAGCUGGCUGGAGGACUCCAUCAACUGGCAGAGGACGUUCAGCGUCAGCUCGGUGGACUUCGAGCUGCUGCGCUCGGACUGGAACGAUCUGCGCUGCAACGUCUCCGGCAACCUGCAGCUGGGCGAGGGCGAGGUGGUGGAGGUGGUGGCACAGUACAUGGAGAAGCUCAACGAGAAGAACGGAGGCAUCUACACCCUGCUGAGGAUCAUCAACGUGGAGAAGCGCCGGGACACGGCGCGGGGGAACCGCUACCUGCUGGAGCUGGAGCUGUCGGAGCGCGGGCAGCGCACGCUGCGCCUCUCCGAGUACGUCUACGUGCUGCUGCGCCAGCCCCGGCAGGACCACAGCGCCCAGCCCAACCCCGAGGGCCUGGCCGCGGGCCCCACCGAGCCCCAGCCCAGCCCCUGGAGCCUCCUCUACGGAAAGCCCAUCCUGUGCCGGCCCCUGCGGCUCAGCUGGCGGCAGGACGUCAUGGUGCACUUCGUGGUGCCCGUGAAGAACCAGGCCCGCUGGGUCCAGCAGUUCAUCUCGGACAUGGCUCACCUGUAUGAGGCUACCAAGGAUGCCAACUUCAAUGUCAUCCUGGUGGACUUCGACAGCGAGGACAUGGACGUGGAGAAGGCCCUGCAGGAUGCCCACCUGCCUCGCUACCAGUACCUGCGGCGCACAGGGAACUUCGAGCGCUCCGCCGGGCUGCAGGCCGGCGUGGACACGGUGGAGGACGGGCACAGCAUCGUCUUCCUCUGUGACCUGCACAUCCACUUCCCCCCCAACAUGCUGGACAGCAUCCGGAAGCACUGCGUGGAGGGCAAGCUGGCGUUCGCCCCCAUCGUCAUGCGGCUGGGCUGCGGCAGCUCCCCCCGAGAGCCCAACGGCUACUGGGAGGUGAACGGCUUCGGUCUCUUCGGCAUCUACAAGUCAGACUUCGACCGCGUGGGAGGGAUGAACACGGAGGAGUUCAGAGACCGCUGGGGCGGGGAGGACUGGGAGCUGCUGGACAGGGUGCUGCAGAGCGGGCUGGAGGUGGAGCGGCUGCGCCUCAGGAACUUUUACCACUACUACCACUCCAAGCGGGGCAUGUGGAACGCCCGCAGCAAGAAGCCCCCCCGGGAGUAGUGCCCCAGCCCGGCACGGAGCCGCCAGCCCCCGGUGCCCGCCGCGGACAGGUCACCGCC
This is a messenger RNA of Dryobates pubescens (Downy woodpecker), 3745 nucleotides long. RefSeq names its product beta-1,4-N-acetyl-galactosaminyltransferase 4 (gene B4GALNT4). Gene Ontology annotation, molecular function: acetylgalactosaminyltransferase activity. The record is from RefSeq and is a predicted model, not a curated record. Bases 186 to 3686 code for a protein of 1166 amino acids. Gene Ontology annotation, cellular component: Golgi cisterna membrane. The transcript has 20 exons. NCBI's taxonomy places the organism in Eukaryota, Metazoa, Chordata, Aves, Piciformes, Picidae.